AUGGCUAAUUGGUACCCAAAAUGCGUUCAGUUCACAAGAAUGCGUCGUCUGUCACGUUUGGUGUUGCUCUUCUCGUAUUAUUACUCGCAGUUACUUGGGAUUGUACGUUUUGCAUACAACAUCAAAACAGGAGCAGUUCGCACAACACUCCGUAUAACACUCUAUAGCAUUUGGGCGAAUAUAUCCUUGGUGGUUGUGGUUGUCCUAUGGCAUAAUGAAAAAAUCAACACAAUUUUGCUGAACUCAAAGUACUUGCACCAUCGCAUCUACUUCAUUAUGACGAUAAUACGCGGUAUUACUGUCGUCGUGACGUUAAUCUUCAACUGGACACGGCGUUGCAAGUUUAUGGAAGUUAUUGUGGAGUUUCAGAAUUUACGUGUACAGCAUUUUACAGAUCUGCCGAUACGCGAUGAACUGCAGCGUCAAUUUGAAAAGUGCAUCAUAACAAAAUUUUACCUGAGCAUAUUUGCAGAAAUAUCUUUAUGGGCGCUAUCGCUUGAAACACUUUAUAGCAUACUGGAUUGGAGUCUUGUGCGUAGUGGUUUUUCCAUGUUUGUAUUAACCAAUAUACUCACUGUCAUGACUUAUCAUUUUUAUUUUGGCAUACUCUAUGUCAGUCAUCAUUUUCGCAUACUGAAUGAUGAGUUAGAAAUUGUUAUGCAAACUGCUUGUAUGGUUGGUAGACGUUAUCAAUGUCAGCGUCGACCAGGUAUAUAUUUUACACAAUGCUGCGAACUCGCUGACCGUUUGGACGAACUCGCUGUGGCUCAUCGUAAACUUCAGGACUUAACGAAUCGAAUCCUUAAUAUGUUUAGCCUACAAGGUAUUUGCGUUGUGUUCAACAUGUACCUUAACAACAUCGGCAUGUUCUUUAUAGUAUAUGCGUUAUUCAAAUCCAAUGCUUUUAUUCUUAGCAUGAGCAUUUGGGCCGCUAUACUUAUGAUACUAACAGUUGUCAGUUAUUAUGCGGAUAUAAAUAAAUUUCUCAACGUAAUGCUGGAUCUACUGCAAUAUUACCAAGAUACGGCCGCGAUGCUUAAGUUAAGCACUCCCACACAAGUUUUGGACGUGCGUUUUGAACAAAGUGUGGAACAGUUCUGUUUACAAAUAGCACAAAAUCCAUUAGAAAUAAAAAUACUCGGGUUAUUUCUGUUUGAUAAACCAAUGGCUUUCGAUAUAUUCGUUUCUACGCUUUUGACUGCAGUAUUUGUCAUGCAAUAUGACUACCAAUAUUUUUAA
Molecule: messenger RNA, 1239 nt
Organism: Teleopsis dalmanni
Lineage: Eukaryota; Metazoa; Arthropoda; Insecta; Diptera; Diopsidae
Product: putative gustatory receptor 36a
Exons: 2
Coding region: 1-1239 (412 amino acids)
Biological process (GO): sensory perception of taste
Cellular component (GO): membrane
Source: RefSeq, a predicted model, not a curated record